Molecule: messenger RNA, 2121 nt
Organism: Budorcas taxicolor (takin)
Lineage: Eukaryota; Metazoa; Chordata; Mammalia; Artiodactyla; Bovidae
Gene: SLC26A1
Product: solute carrier family 26 member 1
Exons: 2
Coding region: 1-2121 (706 amino acids)
Biological process (GO): transmembrane transport
Cellular component (GO): membrane
Molecular function (GO): bicarbonate transmembrane transporter activity; chloride transmembrane transporter activity; oxalate transmembrane transporter activity
Source: RefSeq, a predicted model, not a curated record
AUGGAAGCGUCCCCCGAGUACAUGGAGCAGGGCGGGCGGCUGUUGCUGGUCCGACGGCGCCCCCCGCCGUCCCCGGGCCUGGGCGAGGCCCUGAAGGCUGGGCUGCGGCGGAGCUGUGCCUGCAGCGUGCAGGGCGCCUGGGCGCAGCUGCAGGCCCUGUUCCCCGCCAUCUGCUGGCUCCGCCAGUACCGGCCCGGGGAAGCACUGGCGGGCGACGUCAUGUCCGGGCUGGUCAUCGGCAUCAUCCUGGUGCCGCAGGCCAUUGCCUACUCGCUGCUGGCCGGGCUGCAGCCCAUCUACAGCCUCUACACGUCCUUCUUCGCGAACCUCAUCUACUUCCUCAUGGGCACCUCACGCCACGUCUCCGUGGGCAUCUUCAGCCUGCUCUCCCUCAUGGUGGGCCAGGUGGUGGACCGCGAACUCCUGCUGGCUGGCUUCGACCCCGCCCAGGAUGGCCCAGGGCCCGGGGCCAACCACAGCAGCCUCAACAGCUCGGCAGCCGCGCUGGCACUCGGGCUGCAGGACUGCGCGCGGGACUGCUACGCCAUCCGCGUGGCCACUGCCCUCACGCUGGUGGCCGGGGUUUACCAGGUUCUCAUGGGCAUCCUCGGGCUGGGCUUCGUCUCCGCCUACCUCUCGCAGCCGCUGCUGGACGGCUUUGCCAUGGGGGCCUCGGUGACCAUCCUGACCUCCCAGCUCCGGCACCUGCUGGGCGUGCGGGUCCCGCGGCACCAGGGGCCGGGCCUGGUGGUCAGCACGUGGCUGAGCCUGCUGCGCAGUGCCGAGCAGGCCAACCUGUGCGAUGUGCUGACCAGCGCUGUGUGCCUGGCCGUGCUGCUGGCCGCCAAGGAGCUCUCGGACCGUUUCCGGCACCGCCUGAGGGUGCCGCUGCCCGCCGAGCUGCUGGUGAUCGUGGUGGCCACGCUCGUGUCCCACUUCGGGCAGUUUCACGGGCGCUUCGGCUCUAGCGUGGCGGGUGACAUCCCCACCGGCUUCGUGGCCCCACGGGUGCCAGACGCAGGGCUGAUGUGGCGGGUGGCACUGGACGCCGCCUCCCUGGCCCUCGUGGGCUCCGCUUUCUCCAUCUCGCUGGCGGAGAUGUUCGCCCGCAGCCAUGGCUACACCGUGCGCGCCAACCAGGAGCUCCUGGCCGUGGGCUGCUGCAACGUGCUGCCCGCCUUCUUCCACUGCUUUGCCACGAGCGCUGCGCUGGCCAAGAGCCUGGUGAAGACGGCGACAGGCUGCCGCACGCAGCUGUCCAGCGUGGUCAGCGCUGCCGUGGUGCUGCUGGUGCUCCUGGUUCUGGCACCGCUGUUCCGGGACCUGCAGCGGAGCGUGCUGGCCUGCGUCAUCGUGGUCAGCCUGCGUGGGGCCCUGCGCAAGGUGCGGGACGUCCCCCGCCUGUGGCGGCUCAGCCCCGCCGACGCGCUGGUCUGGGUGGCCACGGCCGCCACCUGCGUGCUGGUGAGCACCGAGGCCGGGCUCCUGGCCGGCGUCCUGCUUUCGCUGCUCAGCCUGGCCGGCCGCACCCGCCGCCCGCGCGCUGCCCUGCUCGCCCGCGCUGGGGGCUCCAGCUUCUACGGGGACCCGGCGGAGUUUGAGGGCCUGGCCCCUGAGCCGGGCGUGCAGGUGUUCCGCUUCACGGGGCCGCUCUACUACGCCAACAAAGACUUCUUCCUGCAGUCACUGUACAGCCUCACGGGGCUGGACGUGGGCUGCGAGGUCGCCAGGAGGAAGGAGAGGGGCCCCGGGCUGGGGGCCGGCGCGGGAGGCCCCGCGGGGGGCAGGGACCCAGGCUCCCGGAGCGGCGCAGCCUCGCUGGUGCCCGCGGUGACCCGCUUCCACGCGGUGGUCAUCGACUGCGCCCCGCUGCUGUUCCUGGAUGUGGCCGGCCUGGCCACGCUGCAGGAGCUGCGUCGAGACUAUGGGGCCUUGGGCAUCAGCCUGCACCUGGCCUGCUGCAACCCCUCGGUAACGGACACACUGAGAAGAGGCGGCUUCCUUGGGGAGGACCAGGGGGACGGGGCUGAGGACGGGCAGCUGUUCCCCAGCGUGCACUGUGCCGUGCAGGUGGCCCACGCCCGCCACCAAGAGCUGGCAGCCGCCAACUCCAUCCUCUAG